CCAGCUAUCAAACGUACUCUCUCACAACAUGUCCGACUAUAAAACCCAUUUCCUUUCCCACUGUUUUACCAUCUAUGAUUCAUUCGCUUCCCUCUAGCCUCUUCCUUCAUCCAGACACGCCCCAUUCUAGCAUUGACUGGGGAACUCGUCCUCUGACUUGCUGGCAUAUCACCCGGCUAUGUCGAGAGGGAGAUGCAAAGCCACUGACAGCCAUAGGCUUCGCUCGCCCUCACGGUGUCUUCGAUGGGACUGGGGCUAUGAGCAUCGUAAACGCGCUCAUCUCGGAAAUCAAAGGCUUGUCUUGGGCUAUCCCACCCGUCCCCAAACCGGGUACGAACACCAAUAUUGUGCUCAAGGUUCUUGAUGACCAGAAAAGGACUGAGGCGAGCCAACCGGUAGAGUUUGGAGGCUACACAGAUCUCAGGACUGUGGGUACGAUGAAACUCGUGUUCAGUCAGUUACGGAAAAGGAUUUUCCACGACGUACAGAACAAUCUGGUGAUAUUGAAAAAGGAUAUAGUGGAUUUCCUCGUUGCGGACGUCAGGAAAGCUCUGUCUCGGGAAGGAAAAUCAUCUCCCAGAGUCAGCACUGGCGAUAUUCUUGUUGCGUGGUUAUGGAAGGCCGUGUACGCGCAUUCGGCGGAUCUGGAACUCAGAGUACACUGCUCCAAUUUAGCAUCGUUUCGCGGCCUUCUUUCGAAGUAUGAUCCCGAAAUUCAGAAUUACCCUCACAACGCUUUCGUGCCUCUGCCGUAUCCUCGCUUUUCCAUCGCAGACUUGAAAUUGUUGCCAUUACAUGAUUUAUCCUACCGAUUGGCGUCCGCCCGGGUUUCUUUGUCCAUCUCACACGUUCAUUCAGCCGAACAGACCUUAAAGACAGCGACGUUUGCCGCACCCUUUCAUCCAAAAUCCGAUGAGACGUUUUUCAUCUCGAACGUCUCCGCAUCGCGUAUCCUCGAGGCUGACUGGACCUGCAUUGGCGCGAAGUGUACCCUUUGUGGGUUUCGAUAUGCGCUGACGGCUUUGGGUUCACCCCUGACCAAUGCCGCGUAUAUUUCCGGACGCCUACCGGACUCGAGCGUGUUAUUAGAUGUGAUUCUUAUGCGCUCACGAGUGGAGGCGUUGACCGCCGAAGUGGAUAGACUGGAGGCCCUUGUGGCUCCAAAAGCAUGAGGAUGCAACGUGUUGGCUACAUAUUGCAUGCGCUAUCGAUGGGCGGGACCCGGAACGACUGCAAAAGCCGGAACGAUUGGCAGGAUGUCAUGUUGUCAUUGUGGCGAGUGUCUUAUGAAAUUUCGUAGUAACUACUCUUUUAGCAGCUUUAUACUGGCGCUAAUACGCUAUAUACUAGAAACUAUAUUUAGUCUUCACGAUAGGAUAA
Guyanagaster necrorhizus is the source of this 1380-nucleotide messenger RNA. RefSeq lists its product as uncharacterized. The record is from RefSeq and is a predicted model, not a curated record. The coding region runs from base 75 to 1172 and encodes 365 amino acids. The transcript has 2 exons. NCBI's taxonomy places the organism in Eukaryota, Fungi, Basidiomycota, Agaricomycetes, Agaricales, Physalacriaceae.